CCGAAAUCCUCCCUUUUGCCCUUUUUUUCCGGCAGAUUUAAUCACUCCAGACGGAAAAUCAAGAUGCAUUGCUUCAGAAGAGCCGCCUGCCGGCUGUUGACCUCCAGCCCGGCUUCAUUGCGCUCAACCAGACCUGCCCCGUCCUUUUCCGCUCGCUUCUCCGUCCCUGUCAAGACUUCUUUGCCCUCUCUCCAGGCCCGCUGGAACAGCACCGAGGUCAAGUCCCAGCCUGAAGUCACGAACACUGAGGCCAAGGUCGAGUCUGAAGCUCCGGCUGAGUCUAAGUCUGAGGUCAAGGUCGAGUCUGAGUCUGAGGUCAAGGUCGAGGCGGAGCGUGUCACGGAUGCCGUCACCGAGCAGAUCGAGAGUAACGAGGUGACGCCGACAGAAAAUCAAUCCGAGAAAAAGACCCCCGAGUACGGAGUCGAUGCCCAGUUCUCUCACCGCACCAGGCGGCUCCAACGCCUGCAGCGGACCCCGGAGCCCAAGGAGACGGUCUUCAUCGGCAAUCUCUUCUACGACGUGACUCAUGAUGACCUGAGAGCCCAGAUGGAGAAGUACGGUGUUGUGGAGCGUGCGAUGAUCGUGACGGACAACCGGGGUACCAGCAAAGGGUACGGCUACGUUCAAUUCGACAACGUGGACACGGCCCAGCGCGCCAUCGAGGCGAUGCACCUUCGCGUGUUCGAGGGCCGUCGCGUGAACGUGGAGUUCGCGCAGUCCAACCUCGACUACCACCAGCGCCUGUUCCCCGCCUCCAAGACCCUGUACAUCGGCAACCUGCCGUUCCAGAUGACCGAUCGCGAUCUCAACGAAUUGUUCAAGGACAUCGUCAACGUUGUUGAUGUCCGUGUGUCGGUCGACCGCCGCACCGGUCAGCCCAGAGGCUUCGCCCACGCUGAUUUCAUCAGCGCCGACAGCGCCCGCACUGCUCUCAACUCUCUCAAGGAGAAGACUCCCUACGGCCGGAAACUUGUCGUCAACUUCAGCAAUCACAGCAAACGCCAAAACAACCCGAACCAGGACCGUCGCGAGAAUCAGGGCCGCCGCGAGAACCAGGGCCGCGAGCAGGAAACUCCUGUGAAGGAUGUCCCCGAGAUCUAAUUAUAAACUGUAGCUGGGUAUCUCAUGGGUUUGGCAUUCAUGUAUUUUUUCACGGAGCAAAUGCAAACAUUGUAAUAUAGUCUUGUAUAUCAUUGAAUCAUUC
This is a messenger RNA of Aspergillus heteromorphus CBS 117.55, 1207 nucleotides long. Its product is annotated as nucleic acid-binding protein. Lineage: Eukaryota; Fungi; Ascomycota; Eurotiomycetes; Eurotiales; Aspergillaceae. Bases 64 to 1104 code for a protein of 346 amino acids. Gene Ontology annotation, molecular function: RNA binding. The transcript is spliced from 3 exons. The record is from RefSeq and is a predicted model, not a curated record.